This is a messenger RNA of Triticum aestivum (bread wheat), 953 nucleotides long. Its product is annotated as probable E3 ubiquitin-protein ligase ATL44. The transcript has a single exon. The record is from RefSeq and is a predicted model, not a curated record. The coding region runs from base 79 to 699 and encodes 206 amino acids. Lineage: Eukaryota; Viridiplantae; Streptophyta; Magnoliopsida; Poales; Poaceae.
GCUCAGAGUCAAAGAUAAGCUAGACACAGAGUCGAGAGCUGACACACCAUAGAUAGCUAGACACAGAGAAGCAACACCAUGCGUGCUCCGGUGAGCCUCCUGCACCGCGCCGUCCUCGCCAACACUGGCCCGGGCGAGCCGUCGUUGCCGCCAGCGACUAUGAAGGCCCCUGACCAGCAGCAGACGGCGCCUGCCAUGGCGGUGAACUCGGACAUGGUGGUCAUCUUGGCGUCGUUGCUAUGUGCGCUCGUCUGCGUCCUUGGUCUCGCCCUCGUCUCCCGAUGCACGUGCCGACGGCGCCGCUCGGCCUCAUCCUCCGAUCACGCCCCUCCUCCCCCAAAGGGCCUCAAGAAGAAGGCCAUCGACGCGCUCCCCACCGUCUCCUUCGCCACUACAGCUUCGCCGGCUCCGGCGACGUGCUCGUCCUCUGAGUGCGCCAUAUGCCUGGCGGAAUUCGCGGAAGGGGAUGGCCUGCGUGUGCUCCCGCUGUGCAGCCAUCGCUUCCACGUUGCCUGCGUUGACGCCUGGCUCCGGACGUGCGCCACAUGCCCCUCGUGUCGUGCCCCCAUCGUUGCUACGCCCGCGCAGCGGCCGGUGACAACCACGGUGGUGGUCGUGAUGGCGGCAAACAAUAGGUGCGAGAGGUGCGGCGAUCUGGCGGCGCCGACCGGUGGUGGCGCUGACACGUUUUUAACUUAGUUUGUAAUUAAUCAGGUUUGUAAGUAACACAUAAGUUUUACUGUACAAAAUCCUGUGAAAUCGGCGAGUUGCUAGAUCGCGUUGUACAUUCAAUUUGUCUUCACAGGAUUUUGUACAGUAAAACUUAUGUGUUACUUAAGAUUUGUGAUUUAUUCGACUUUAUUGCUGGUUUGCUGCAUUCGACCCAGCAAAACAUAAAUUGUAUGCUCUUCUAGUAAUUGUGUAUUUCUCUACCUUUUGCGAUAUUCACCUCU